Limanda limanda (common dab) is the source of this 2878-nucleotide messenger RNA. RefSeq names its product serine/threonine-protein kinase MAK-like. The record is from RefSeq and is a predicted model, not a curated record. NCBI's taxonomy places the organism in Eukaryota, Metazoa, Chordata, Actinopteri, Pleuronectiformes, Pleuronectidae. Gene Ontology annotation, molecular function: ATP binding; protein serine/threonine kinase activity. Gene Ontology annotation, biological process: cilium assembly; protein phosphorylation; intraciliary transport. Gene Ontology annotation, cellular component: cilium; nucleus; cytoplasm. The transcript is spliced from 14 exons. Bases 240 to 2177 code for a protein of 645 amino acids.
UUACAGCUCAGGGCGGGUGGGACACCGUGCAACAGGCAGGAUUGUCUCAGCUUCACCUUUCCACUCUCUCCCUCGCCAGGUAGACAUCAGCAUCUUCUGCAGAGGGAAGACUGGAGGAGAAAGGCCGGAGGAUGGAUGCUCGUGUUCUUCAAGGCCUGUGAGUGAGUUUGCAGUGGCAGGAGAGCACAGCAGAGAUCAGAUAAGUGGUUCAUCUGUGGCGGGAUGCUGCCGGGCUCACAAUGACCGACUGUUGGCCUGUGUGGGACCGUCAAGGCUCCUCGGUGCAGGAGAGGCAGGGCUCCCUGUGGACCAUGAACCGCUACACCACACUGAAGCAGCUGGGGGACGGCACGUACGGCAGCGUGCUCCUGGGAAAGAGCAACGACACCGGGGAGCUGGUGGCAAUUAAGAGGAUGAAGAGGAAGUUUUAUUCCUGGGACGAGUGUUUGAAUCUGAGAGAAGUGAAGUCUCUGAAGAAGCUGAACCACGCCAACGUGGUGAAACUGAAGGAAGUCAUCAGAGAGAACGACAACCUCUACUUUGUCUUUGAGUACAUGAAAGAAAACCUCUAUCAGCUCAUGAAAGAACGAAACAAGUUGUUCCCUGAGUCAGUCGUCAGAAACAUGACAUUUCAGAUAUUACAGGGACUGUCCAUAAUUCAUAAACAUGGAUAUUUCCAUCGUGAUAUGAAACCGGAGAAUUUGCUCUGCAUGGGCCCACAGCUGGUCAAGAUUGCAGACUUUGGCCUAGCGAGGGAAAUCCGUUCCCAGCCGCCUUACACUGAUUAUGUGUCCACGAGAUGGUAUCGAGCCCCAGAGGUUCUGCUGAAGUCCAGCUCCUACAGCUCCCCCAUCGACAUCUGGGCGGUGGGCUGCAUCAUGGCGGAGCUGUACACCCUCAGGCCUCUGUUCCCCGGUAACAGCGAGGUGGACGAGGUCUUCAGGAUCUGUCAGGUGCUGGGAACGCUGAGGAAGUCGGACUGGCCUGACGGCUACAACCUGGCCUCUUCCAUGAACUUCCGCUUCCCAAAGUGUAUCCCCACCAACCUCAGAUCCCUGGUGCCCAACGCCAGCGCCGAGGCCAUCACGCUGAUGAAAGACAUGUUGCGCUGGGAUCCAGAGAAAAGACCAAGUGCUGCUCAGGCUCUGCGGUACCCGUACUUCCAUGUCGGCCAGACACUUGGAGCUCCUUUAAAGUUCUCAGAGCAGCACAAGGCCCGGACGAAGAUUACCCAGACGGCUACAGAACCAAAGCCUCUGUCUCUCUGUAAGACGAACCUGGAGCCCAGCGAGCAGAGGAAGACCCGGGUGGAGCUACAGACCUCCAGUCGACCUCUACACUGGCCUCUACAGGAGAUCCCUCUUCCUCAGGACAACACAGAUCCUACAGCGGGGCAGCAGCCGCCGCUCAGCCUGGUGAAGAACAAGCAACCAGGAAGCUGGCACACUCAGCAGCGAGGGCCGGCUGCUGGAGCUGAGAACAGCGUGUCUGGAGUCAGGACCGGACGCAGACACUGGGGUCAAACAUCGUUCAAGUCAGUCGAUAGCUGGGACGACGGAGACGACACAGACGCUGGAGUUUCCAUUUCCAAAAAACCCUCCAUAAGCUCUCUGAAGGACAGGAUCCUCGAUGGACACGGCUGUCGAUUUCCAGAGACAAAGACCAACAUGGUAGCAAAGUUACCGAGCGGCAUCGGGCUGAAGAGAACGGACUCCACCUCCUCGUCUGCCAAGCAGCACUACCUCCGCCAGUCCAGGUACCUGCCAGGCAUUAUUCCAAAAAGGAACUCCGCAGGCAGAAACCUGUGGGACAACUCGUGUUUAACCAGAGGACUGGGCCUGGAACUCCCUCUUCAUAAAGAUGCUGCUCUUCCCAAACUAUCAGCUAAGCAGCUUAUGAAGGAAAAGAGCCUGGAGGAAGUGGAUCUUUCCAAAGUCGAUGUCUCCUCAACUGAUUACAAAACCAAAACGUGUAAGAACAAGAUCUCCUCAAAUAAACUGUCUCUGUCAAAUGAAGAGUAUGAACAGUGGAGGAGCAGAUCUGUGAAUCCUCAGAUCUCCGGAUCCAGCAGCGGCUCCACAGUGAAGACAAACUUCUCCCGGGGCCCAAACAUCCAGCCGGUGCACGGACGAGUCGACUGGGCCGCCAAGUAUGGAGGCCACCGGUGGCACCAGUGACUCCCACCGCACUCUCACCAUACAGACAUUAUGCCAUUUUAUUAAAUAUCAUUCAGUGCUUUACAAGUGAAUGAAUGUUAGAAUAUCUCUAUUUCUUUAAAUAAUUGACAAAGUUAUUUUUUUAGUGAGCAAAUGUGUUUUAAUUCAAUGCAAAAGUGCAGAUAUACAGUAUAUUUUCUUAUUAAAGUACACAAACAGGUGUAAACACAAUAAGCUGUGAUGUUUAUGUACAAAGGAGCAUGGAUAAUCCUGAUAAGCAGAAAAACUUGUAUUAUAUUGUUGUGUAUUUUCAAAAAUAGAUAAGACGUUGAAAUGGUAAAAGUUGUUGUAGAAAAAUGAUUUAUUCCAGAAAAAUUAUGUUUAAACUUAAAUUCUUCUCACAGACGACUGCACAGAGGGAAUGUAUGUUUUUUGUACACAGAAAAUAUAUAUUUAAGUAUUUCUCAGGAUUCGUGUGGCCUUGUCAACAUCCCAGUUAUGAUCCUCACCAGCAUCAGUCCGCUGAAAAAAGAGAUGACAACAUUUAAAUCAGGGUCGAGUUGGAAUGAACGCCUCGUGGUUGUGUGUCUCCAGCAACCAGAGCAGUUCCAGACUCAUGAGGUCAAUGUGUCACGGAAAUUCUCGAGGUCAACGUCCAAGUAAAUGUUUGUACCAGAUUAUAAUAAACUGCAAGGAGGCGUUGUUGGUUCAAGUCCUUUAAA